This is a messenger RNA of Diorhabda carinulata, 3748 nucleotides long. RefSeq names its product endonuclease G, mitochondrial. The record is from RefSeq and is a predicted model, not a curated record. Gene Ontology annotation, biological process: apoptotic DNA fragmentation. Gene Ontology annotation, molecular function: RNA endonuclease activity; single-stranded DNA endonuclease activity; metal ion binding. The coding region runs from base 394 to 1356 and encodes 320 amino acids. NCBI's taxonomy places the organism in Eukaryota, Metazoa, Arthropoda, Insecta, Coleoptera, Chrysomelidae. The transcript is spliced from 4 exons. Gene Ontology annotation, cellular component: mitochondrial inner membrane; nucleus.
AGUCCCGUUCCUGCUUGUUUUGAAAAAAUAUAACAACAAAACAUUAAAUAAUUAUAUAUAAUUUUAAAACCGUAUUAUGCGUUAUUUAUAUAUAACACAUAAAAGUGUUUACAUAUAUGUGUGCCAAUAUUUAAAAUAAUCUCUCAUAAUUGCAAGAUCUUACAGAUAGGCGUUUGUUUUUAUGUAUUCAUCGUUUGUUUUUAUGUAUUCAUAAUAAAGCCGAUCAUCCUCUGGUUUUCGAAGAUCUAAUUAAAAUUUCAUCAUCACAUAUUAUCUCAUAAAAUCUGUGUUCAAACAGUUAACGGUAUUACUUGGUGUACUUAUUUAAUUAGAACAGAAGAAUACAAUCCUUAAGAAGGUUAUUUAGAGGUUAUAAACCCAUAAAUAAAUAAAAUGAAUAAAAAUCUUUUGAAAUAUAUUUCGAUUGCCUGUUUCACUUCAACUGGAUAUUUAGUAGGUAUAUAUACGGAAAGAGGUAAAUGGACUUUGAAUCACAAUUCCUCAAAUUUGAAGAACAUGCCAGGAUUGCCCAUUUUUGGCACAGUUUCUGCUGCAUCUCCUCUUUUACCAUCAUCUACUCCGGAAUUUCCGACUAGUGCAACCAGAGUUUCCCAAAUAAUGAAGUAUGGCUUUCCUAGUUUUGAUCAAAUUAGAUCUUUUGAUGAUUAUGUCCUAAGCUAUGACCGUAGGAAUAGAGUUGCUCAUUGGGUUUUUGAACAUCUAACUAAAGAUAAUGUUAAACGAAACGACGAAGUGGAUAGAUCUAAAUGUGAAUUCAAAUCAGAUGAAAGUAUACAUGCCUUUUUCAGGUCUGAUAAUUCAGAUUACAAGAAAUCGGGAUACGACAGAGGACAUAUGGCAGCUGCAGGAAAUCAUAAAUAUAAUCAAAAACAUAUCGAACAAACUUUUUUCCUUUCAAAUAUGGCACCUCAAAUAGGUAAAGGAUUUAAUAGAGAUUCUUGGAAUAGAUUAGAAAAAUAUGUGAGAAAAUUGACUAAAAUAUACCCAAAUGUAUAUUGCUGCACAGGACCUUUAUACUUACCCAGGAAGGAAAAGGAUGGAAAAAAUUAUGUAAAAUAUGAAGUGAUAGGUUCAAAUCAUGUAGCAGUUCCUACACACUUCUUUAAAAUAGUUGUAAUGGAAACACCAGAUGAAAAAUUAGAGAUGGAAGCAUAUGUAAUGCCAAAUCAAGUUAUUGAUGAUAAUGUUCCACUAACUAGUUUCCAGUUACAGAAAGUUACAAUCUGCCCUUGGGAAGGAAAGUUUGGAAGAGUUCAUAGAGGAAGCCAAGAGACAAUAGCAAAAGCUUGCCAAACAUGUACCAACUCGGUGGUUAUCAUUAGACCUAGCCUUUGAGAAGAUUUUCAAAUUUUGUAUUGCUUUUAUUUCCUAUUUUCUCUUUUUGGGAGACAAUUGCCAAAAUGCAUUGAAGCAACUGCUGGGAUUAUAAGAUUUAAAUCAAGAUCAACCAGAAACAUAUGAUCACUCAAAACUGCUUGAUUUUUUAAAGUGCAGUUUCUGGCUUCCAAAUUAUUUAUGAAAACAUUUGCUUCUAUUUAAAUAAGCAUUUUAACUUCAGCGAUGAUAACAAUUUUAAAAAAAUAGAUUCAGAGGAUAAUUACCAAUUGCAUCAAACCCAUUCACUAAUAUGCUUUGUAUGGUGAUAGUAUUUUUUUGGCCGCGUUUCUUGGGUGGGAUGGAGUACAUUUUUCCAAUGCUGCUUUUAAUACAGUUCCAGAUAUCUGUGAAAAUGCAUGGUAUUCUAUAAAUACAAAGAUUGUUAGUAAUUGGUUUUGUUUGAAUAUGGAUCACAUAAUUAAAAAAAAAAUGUGGAAACAUUGCCCAGUCAUCAAUGACACCCCAAAACAAAAAUAAAACUUUGAAUAAUUUGAUAAAAAAAUGGUUUCUUCUACAUAAACUUGUUUCCGAACCAUUAAUUAAGAAAAUAGUUAUUGUGUAUAAAAUUAAUAAAUAAAAACUUGAUACUCACAUUUUUGUUACGAAUUUAUUUUUUAAAAAUCUUAAACUUAUUCUAUACAGUGUUGUCACCUGACCCACAUUAAAAAUAGAUGCUCCACCAAGAAAUAAACACAGGAGAGUCAAUUAUCUGGAAAAUAUAUUGUUUAAUCAACACCCCUUAUGUUCAAAUUACCCCAAUUUACUGUAAUCUGACUGAUAUUUGCUUGGUUGUAGAGUAACUAGUUUUCUUUUUAAAUAUUGCAGAUUGAAUGUUAUAAAAAUCACAUCUAAUUGGUAGAGUUGUAAGUGUUAUAUUUUUCACGAAUCAAUCAGCUGAGUUCCAUCUGCGCAUGUUUGUUGUUUCUUACUUAUUCAAUUUAUUUAUUCACUUAAGCUAGAUACACUAAACUAUUCAUUAAAUUGAUGACUAAGACUCAACUAUUCACUAACUUAUAUAAUUUAAUUGAAUUCACUGUUUAAUUUUUACUAUAUCGAUCCGUUCACUGACAUGCAAAUAUUUACUGACUUCCUCGGUGAUAAACAAAACGGAUUUCUCGAUAUUUCGGUUCUAGAAUCUAAACAAAUAAAAAGCCUUCCUAGAUAUUGAUUCUAUAAAAACGUCCAUAACACACUUUAAAUUGGUUAUAAAAACAAUUCAUAGAUUGUCUGCGCGUCCACCACAUAUUAGAUUCCAUUAACAUAAUCGUACAGGACCGGCGUCACUGUCCAUGUCGUGGACGAGUUCGUAACGGUAUUACACGUUGUAUCACGUCAAAAGGUUUUUAAAUCAAUCAAACGGGUGUACUUUGCUCUCAAGUUUUCUCAAACUAAGAUUAUUUAGAUCUCAAUAUUUGUACAAUUUUUUGUUCUAGGUACCACCAGAAAGUGUAGAAAGAGCAGCAGGAUUAUUAUUCUUCGAUAAGAUAACCAAAGAUAGACUAAGUAAAAUAAAUGGAAAAUCAAAAUAGUAUGACACAAUGCCAUAUUAUAAAUAAAUGAUAAUAUAUAGUAGUGUUAUGGAUAAUUGUAGAGAAGAUCUACUGGAAUAGUCUACUUCAGUCCAUCCAUGUUUUUACUUUCUGAUAUUUGUAUAAAGGCAAUUCACAAUGAGAUAAAUGAAAUCUAUUUCAUGGAAAUAAACAUAUUGCUACCAGGAAGCUAAUGACAUUGAUCCUGGGCAACAAAAACAAAAAUAAAUAAAAAACGGAACCCCCUCAUGGCAAAGGCAAAAAUUUACUACUUUAGACUUUAUUUGGUAAAAUGUUUUUAAAAGUAGACCAAAGACUGCAAAUGAAUUCCAAGUAAACUGACUGAAAACAAAAUUCUAUGAAUAAAAUAUAUUUAUAAUUUUGGAGAGUUUAAAUUUACAUAAACUAGAUGUGAGCGUCUAUUUUUAAGAUAGUAUCAACUGUGAUCCUUAAAUUUUUACUGUAUUAAUAUAUCCAACUUAUCCCUUCUUACUACAGGUGAUUUCUAAUUGCUGUCCGACUUUAAAAGCAUUGUAACUUCAAGCAAAGUUUUUAUUUUACAUUUAAUCUCAUUUAUUAAGUUCGUUACAGUCCUAAGUAUUUCCAAUGAUUCAGUUGAGAAAUACACAUUUAUAUACACUUCACUACUGUGGCUACUCACUAUUGAACUGGGUUGUAACUAUCAGACAAGUUCAAAACGCCUGGUACGUUUGAGCCUGUCAAGGGACUCUAAGCUUUCUAGGUGGUUCACAUUUUUGCACAAAGUCAGUUUUUAAAUACAAUAUUAUCACUUAACUUAAUGACAUUCAUGUAAAAAAUUA